AUCAAAUAUUAAAAGGAAUAAAACUUUGCAUAGUUAACAAAGCAAAACACAGAGCUGAGAUUUAAGAGAUUUAAAUCCCAACUAUAUAUAGACCAGGAAGUUAAAUAUCUGACAAGUAGAUAACACACUUAACUAGGUCAUGUGACCAAAAACAGAACAUAAACAACACCCAAUUUAUCGGCAGCCAUUGCUGUCUUCAAAGUCAGAGUCAAAAACUUAACCAUGGACCCCCGUACCAGUGCCCAGGACGUGCUGCGAUGUGACCUGUGUGAGACCGCUGUGGUACAGAUGCACUGUGAUACAUGUCUUGUCAACCUGUGUAAGGCCUGUGUGGGAGAACACAUCUCAACAGAUGAAAACAAAGACCAUAAAGUCGUCAAAUUUCAGUCCAGGAAAUCUACCCCCCUCUUCCCUGAGUGUAAACAUCAUAACAAACAGCCAUGUACAAUGUACUGUAAACAAUGUGACAUUCCUGUUUGUACAAAAUGUCUAACAUCUGAUCAACACUUGGGUCACAAGUUAUCAGAAAUCUUACAGAUCGUGGAAGAUAAGAAGAACGCAAUCAUCGAAGAUCAAACUGAAUUAAAGGAGAAAAUUUAUCCCACCUACCAGGACAUUGCCUCUGAUGUACAAAACAAAAUGAGUCAGUUAAAAAAGGAAUAUGGAGAUCUCUCAACAGCCAUAACAAAACAUGGAGAGGACUGGCACAGAGAAAUUGACAAACUUGUCAAGAAACUUAAAGCUGAAGUUGAUGAAAUGAAAAACACACAGUUACAAACUCUACAGAAACAUCUGGAUGAAAUAAACAAGACAAUGUCUGAAAUCAAGGAUGAAAUCAAUUCAGCUGAAAUGGCUAUAGACACUAAUGACUUGUCCAAACUGUUUAGUGUUACAUAAAAAAUACAUAGAUACAGAAACCUUCCACAAAAACUAUCCCUGUCCUUACCCAAAUUCAUUCCAGAAAAAAUUCAAGGAGAAAAACUCAGUAAACUGUUUGGAACUUUAUCAUCAAGUUCUUGGACUUCAGUUGAACAUGGCUACAGCAUGAAGGCAACAAAGAAAUUACCAGAAGCUGGAUCCUCUCCUCCAGUCAAACAGCUGCUUGAUGAACCAGAGACUGUCACCACCAUAGACACUGAGUAUGGACAGCUUUACAAUGUGGCCUGUCUGAGUGAUGAAGAAAUCUGGAUAACAGGAAAUGACAAUACAAUGAAACUCUACAGCAUCAAUCAGGGAUCACUACUCCAGUGUUUCACAACCAAGUCAUGGGAAUGGUCAUUUGAAAUAGCAGUGACAAAAAGUGGAGAUCUAGUUUAUACUGAUUACAGGGAUAGAACUGUGAACAUUGUAAAGAAUGGGAAGAUAGAGGAGGUGAUCAGACUACAGAACUGGAUACCUAGCGGUGUCUAUAGUACCUCCUCUGGUGACCUCCUGGUUAUCAUGGACAAUUUUGACAAACCAGCAAAAGUUGUCUGUUACUCUGGCUCCACAGAGAAACAAACCAUUCAGUUUGAUGAUAAAGGUAAAUCUCUCUAUUCAUCUGUUGGUUUUAGAAGAUACAUAACAGAGAACAGGAACCAGGAUAUCUGUGUGUCUGAGGAUGGAGCUAAAGAAAUAGUGGUGGUCAAUCAAGCUGGGAAACUGAGAUUCAGGUACACUGGACAUACUCCUGCUCCAAAGAACCAACCAUUCAAUCCACUAGGAAUCACCACAGACAGUCAGAGUCACAUCCUUACAGCUGAUGUUAGCAAUGAGUGUGUCCACAUCAUAGACCAGGAUGGACAGUUCCUCCGUUACAUAGACUGUGAACUGAUUUAUCCCUAUGGACUGUGUACAGAUACAAAUGACAAUCUGUUUGUUGCUCAGAUGAGUAACAGUCAAGUGAAGAAAAUUAAAUACAUGUUUUGAUUUUAGGGCUGUGUAUUGAUUAAAUAAAAGCUAUAUCAUACAGUUCAAUAUGAUAACUUAUUAAUAACUUCCUAUUAACAGCUAAUUAAGCAAGAGGCCCACAGGCCUUAUAGGUAACCUAAGUAUCAAGUAACAACUUUC
Molecule: messenger RNA, 2049 nt
Organism: Saccostrea cuccullata (small rock oyster)
Lineage: Eukaryota; Metazoa; Mollusca; Bivalvia; Ostreida; Ostreidae
Exons: 2
Coding region: 1045-1908 (287 amino acids)
Biological process (GO): protein polyubiquitination; negative regulation of translation; proteasome-mediated ubiquitin-dependent protein catabolic process
Molecular function (GO): ubiquitin protein ligase activity; protein binding; translation repressor activity
Source: RefSeq, a predicted model, not a curated record